Polyodon spathula (Mississippi paddlefish) is the source of this 3157-nucleotide messenger RNA. Its product is annotated as endothelial lipase-like. Gene Ontology annotation, biological process: lipid metabolic process. Bases 158 to 1666 code for a protein of 502 amino acids. The transcript is spliced from 10 exons. The record is from RefSeq and is a predicted model, not a curated record. Lineage: Eukaryota; Metazoa; Chordata; Actinopteri; Acipenseriformes; Polyodontidae. Gene Ontology annotation, molecular function: protein binding; lipoprotein lipase activity.
ACCUGCCAGCAGUUUUGUACUUAGCAGAUCACGUAGAACAACGUGUCGAUAGGAGGGAAACAAAAUAAUUUAUUCUAAAUAACUAGUGGAAGAUUCUUUUUUAAAACAUACUUAUUUAUUAAGGUUGAAGAAACGUAUAUUUCCUCUGAGGAAAGACAUGAAAGAGCUUGCUUUCUCAUUGUGGAUUUUAUUUAUAACUUGUGUAGCCGCUGUCUUAUCUUCUGACCUUGAGAAGGAGGGGCUUUUUAAAGAUGGCACCAUUGCUGAUCUGCUGAAGGAUGAAAACCGCAGUGAAGAUGUCGUUGGUCCCACUGUGAAGUAUUGCCUUAGGAAGUCCCUUGACCCCGAUGAUGGUUGCUAUCUCAACCCUGGCCAGAACGACAGUCUACAGGAAUGUGGCUUCAAUGCUACAGCCAAGACUAUCCUAGUGAUUCAUGGGUGGACUAUGAGUGGUAUGUUUGAAAACUGGCUUCAUAAGCUGGUUUCUGCUAUUCAGGAACGUGAAAGGGAAGCCAACGUCAUUGUGGUCGACUGGCUUGACUUUGCCCACCAAGUGUAUCCAGAUGCUGUUAACCACACACAAACUGUCGGGCGUGACAUUGCUAAGUUACUGGAAUGGUUAAAGGAUGAAUUGAACUUGCCUCUUCAAAAUGUGCACAUGAUUGGGUACAGCCUGGGGGCUCACGUGGCUGGCUAUGCUGGUACCUAUGUGGAUGGGACAAUCGGCAGAAUAACAGGUCUGGACCCGGCAGGCCCCAUGUUUGAAGGGGUCGCUUCGCACAGCCGCCUGUCUCCUGAUGAUGCUGACUUUGUGGAUGUUCUGCACACCUACACAAGGGAGGCUUUGGGUGUCAGCAUUGGCAUCCAGCAACCUGUGGGUCACAUUGACAUUUAUCCUAAUGGAGGGGAUAUCCAACCUGGCUGUGGUUUAAGUGACAUCCUGGGCACAAUGGCUUAUGGAGGUUUUGGGGAAGCUGUAAAGUGUGAGCAUGAGCGCUCGGUGCACCUUUUUGUAGAUUCACUUCUGAAUAAAGAUCACCAGAGCUUUGCAUACCGGUGCACGGAUCCCAACCGCUUCAAGAAAGGGAUUUGCCUGAGCUGCAGGAAAAACCGAUGCAACAACCUGGGCUACAAUACCAAGAAGAUGCGCAACAGGAGAAACAGCAAGAUGUACCUCAAAACCCGGGCAGAUAUGCCUUUUGGAGGUUAUCACUACCAGUUGAAGAUGCAUGUUUUUAGCAAAGCUGACGGGGAGGACAAAGACCCAACAUUCUUUGUUAAACUUUAUGGUGCCCAUAAUGACACAAAAGACCACAGUGUUGACCUACCUGACAAGAUUGGCCUGAAUUUCACCAACUCCUUCUUGGUCUUCACGGAAGAAGACAUUGGGGAUCUGCUCAAGAUCAAACUGUCCUGGGAAGGAGCUCCCAAGUCUUGGUUCUCGAUGUGGAAAAAGAUGAAGUCUGUAAUAUACUCAGGAGGAACCAAAGAGAACCAGGUACUGGAGGUGCGGCGCAUUCGUGUAAAGUGUGGAGAAACCCAGAAAAAGUUCACUUUCUGUGCUGAAGAUCCAACUGCGACCAAGAUAACACCUGGAAAUGAGAUUAUGUUUGUCAAGUGUCGGGAUGGAUGGGAAGUCAAACCUAGAAAAAGAUUGCACUACUAAAUCUGCAUAAUACAAUUCAAAAAAAAAAAAAAAAUAAAUAAAUAAUUGAACCACAUACCCAAGGGGGACCGAAGCAGAAAUGUACAAACCAUCAUCCAUGUUUCUCCAUGCACUUGCGAAGACCUUUGGAGCUUCUACUGUAUGCUCGAUGAAGGAGCAGCCUUGUGGAUCCAGAGUGACCCUAGCCAAUGGGGAGGAAGGAUAGCACUUCUAACUACACAUGGACUUCUGACUGAGCUUCUCUGGUGUACUGCCUGCUUGAACACCAGCUGCCAACAAGCCACUGAGAAACAAGCAAAGGCACGAUGCAUUCUGUUUGUUACUAUGUAAAGUUUUGUAUGCUCUAAUUUAUAUUUGAGAGUAAUGGGUGUAUAUAUUUGUAAAUAACUUAUUUUGUGGGAGAAAUAAAUUCUUUAUGAACCCUCUUGAGCCUUUGUCAUACUAUGGUGUGUAUGUAGUAGUUGGUCUGCAUACAUCGAUCUCCCUUGAGCUGAACCAAGAUUUCUAAAUAUAUGGUGACUGGGGAAAGGAAAGGCAGUACUAAUAUAGCACACAGGUUUGACUAGUUUCACACCUGCAGACAGUCUCCAAUGCAAUCAAUAGUCUUACUCUACAUGUAUGAGAGAUCUAGUGUUUCAUUUUUUUCAUUCACAUUGAAAAAUGAUUCAACAAAGGAGGAAUGCAUAUAAAAUGUUACUGAGCACAGGUUCAAAGUAAAUUUGUACAACUUUACAAAUGGUCAAUGAUAUAAUUGUGGUACAUAAUUAAGAAAUGGUAUUAAAGGCUGUUCCCAUGUGCUUCUACCAGUGUAAGUAUAUUUCAAUGAUUUAACAGCAGCCAACUGGCACAGGAGCAGUCCUGUAGGGUGCAAGUGGAAAGAGCAACUAAAACUAUGAUGUCUAAAUUAAGCGUGUUUAAUGACAAGCUGCAAUAAACAAUGCCCUUACUAAUGAAAGUAAGGUUUGAUGUGAAAUAAUGUGGGUCAACUUUUCAGUUGCUCACGGCAGGCAGUCUGACACGCACGACCACUUGAAUUGCACCAAGCGGAAGACCUUGAUUGCAAUAGGCUUGAGCCCUGCAUCACUGGCUUCUUAACAAGGAAGAAGUUUCAGGGUUACUUGUUGCCUGCUAAGAGGGCACAUGGGCCUAUAGUACUGUGAAUAAUGGACAUAGCUUCAAGACUAAGUUACAUCUCGGUCGUGAUUGAUUCCUCUAACCAUGUUCUCGGAAAACCCCUACGUUCUACCCCUACAAUAAGGUUUGACGUGCCUUUUUAGUAGACAUCAUUUUAUGGCUAUAAAGCAGGCACUGUGCUAAUGUUUUGGAUGUCAUGCAUCAUAAGAACCGUGUUUAGCUUUAAAAAGAUUAGAAUGAUGUGCAUCUUUUUGGACAUUUGUCACUGAAUUUGUAAGUUUAAUAAAUACAACUAUGCAAAUACUUCUCUGAAAACAUUGUAUAGGAUAUAAUAAAAACACUGAGUUUUCCACGUUC